AUGGCAACCCAAUCAUCGGAAGAUCUCUUCCGUAUGGCAUGUGUGUGCCCAUUGUUCCAUACUUUGGCAAACAGUCCACAAGUGUGGAACACCAUUUCAAUGGCAAAGUACCCAGACCAUCCUAGCUGGUACUAUGCCAGACCUGCGGUCCAGCAUUUCUUGCAACAAUGCAGGGCUUGCGAUAACCCUGAGUCGAUAUUUAGAGAAGCAUUCGAAGUUUUUUUCAGGCAGGGUAACGUGGAAGCGUUGUAUGGGAUGCGCAUUGCAGCCACGACAGGCCAUAUGGAAGCGGCAUAUGUAGUUGGACUACUUGGUAUGUCCGGAAUUGGUCAGUCAAAAGAGGAUGCAUUAGAAUUCUUGUGUUCUUUGAAUCAACGUAACAACAUUGAUAUGAAAGGAACCAGGGAUGCUUUGACACGAAGAUUAAGCGGACCAAUAGUUGCAAGACAUAUCCUAGAUAUGUUUGACUAUGGGAAGAUUAAGUUCAAUCACUGCAACGCUUGUAACAACAAUGAAUGGUUGUUUGAUGAACCAUAUGCGAUGCGAAGAGCACAUAGUGAACUGGAGUUGGCAUUCAACGAAGGAUUCGAAAAAUUCCGAGCAUUUGCGGCAACUACUCAUACAAGUUAUAAUUGGGACUAUGUGUCCCCUGAUGCUGUGAGAGAGAUACUAGACGAUGGUGGUGACAGGAAUGAGCAUAAGCACGUCAAAGCUGCUCGGAAGAAGCCGACCGAUACGACUAAGUGA
Molecule: messenger RNA, 747 nt
Organism: Prunus persica (peach)
Lineage: Eukaryota; Viridiplantae; Streptophyta; Magnoliopsida; Rosales; Rosaceae
Exons: 2
Coding region: 1-747 (248 amino acids)
Molecular function (GO): protein binding
Source: RefSeq, a predicted model, not a curated record